CGGCAGGCCCAGUCCCCGGUCGCAGCGCCCGGGGCGGCUCCUCUGCGAGCCUGGGACGCAGCGCUCCCGCCGCUACCGCCACCGCCACGCGCGCUGGCGUGACUCCCGGCCCGCGCCCUCCCACGCCUGCUGCCGGCUCGGCUUCCUGCCCGCCCAGACGCCGCUUCUCCCGGGCUCCGGGCCUCGGCUCCGCGGAGGGAGCGGAAAUGAGUGCGGCGUCGGCGUCGGCGCCCGAGCGGGGUUGGAAGAGCGAGAAAGUGGACGAGGCUCAGGCCCUGGCGCGGAGUUGCGCUGCCCGCAGACCCGACUUCCAGCCGUGCGACGGGCUUUCCAUCUGUGCCACGCACAGCCACGGCAAAUGCUUCAAGCUGCACUGGUGCUGUCACCUAGGAUGGUGUCACUGCAAAUACGUGUAUCAGCCCAUGACCCCCGUGGAGCAGCUUCCGAGCACUGAGAUUCCUGCGAAGCCUCGGGAACCCACAAACACCAUUCAGAUCUCAGUGUCACUCACUGAACACUUUUUGAAAUUUGCAUCUGUCUUCCAGCCGCCCCUCCCCCCUGAUUCACCAAGGUACUGUAUGAUCUCAGACCUCUUUAUCGACAACUAUCAGGUUAAAUGCAUUAAUGGGAAGAUGUGUUAUGUGCAGAAGCAGCCAGCGCCGCAUUCCCACAAAAUGAGCCCCGAGGAGGUCUCUGCACAUGAUGCCUUAAUUUCAAGAGAGAGCAAUACACCAAAAAUAGAUCACUGCUCUUCUCCCUCAAGUUCUGAGGACUCCGGGAUCAAUGCAAUUGGGGCUCACUAUGUGGAAUCGUGUGAUGAGGACACGGAAGAAGGAGCAGAACUGAGUUCCGAGGAAGAUUACAGUCCUGAGAGCAGCUGGGAGCCGGAUGAGUGCACCCUUCUCUCCCCUUCACAGUCUGAUCUGGAAGUGAUUGAGACAAUAGAAACCACCGUGUGAGAGUCCAGGCAGGAAGCCACGGCCUCUGAUCCAUGCUGAGCCUUUGUACUUUUGUCUGAUGGAUCCUUUUUCCAAUGCAGUUGGUAUUUUCUAUCCCUCUCUAACAACCAUAGCAGUUCAGUGGUCUGCUGAUUAGCAUCACUCUUAAAUUAGUCUUAUAACUAAGACAUUCGUUUUCUUAUAAAUGGUUUUCUUUUGUAUCUUGACUUAUUUUCUAUGUAGCAUCUGGUGUCAUGAAUUGUGACCCAGCCUUAAUUUCACUGGGAACUUUGAAAGCAAUGAAGUGAUGAUCACAGAGUAUCAUGGAUCAGGUUGAGGAGCUACCCAGAGUGAAGGAGGCAGUGAAGGAGCUGGUUCUUCACAUACAC
Messenger RNA from Odobenus rosmarus divergens (Pacific walrus), 1327 nucleotides. It is a transcript of the gene CUNH3orf70, whose product is annotated as chromosome unknown open reading frame, human C3orf70. The record is from RefSeq and is a predicted model, not a curated record. Lineage: Eukaryota; Metazoa; Chordata; Mammalia; Carnivora; Odobenidae. The coding region runs from base 207 to 959 and encodes 250 amino acids. The transcript is spliced from 2 exons.